Trachemys scripta elegans is the source of this 2460-nucleotide messenger RNA. It is a transcript of the gene APIP, whose product is annotated as APAF1 interacting protein. Bases 318 to 1061 code for a protein of 247 amino acids. The record is from RefSeq and is a predicted model, not a curated record. Lineage: Eukaryota; Metazoa; Chordata; Testudines; Emydidae. Gene Ontology annotation, cellular component: cytoplasm. Gene Ontology annotation, molecular function: methylthioribulose 1-phosphate dehydratase activity; metal ion binding. The transcript has 7 exons.
UCCCCGCGUGUUGGCCGCUGGAGAAGGAAGCGUCUCGCCACCCCCUGGGCCCCGGGCCUGGGGCCGCCUCAGCCACUCGGAUUGCGGGCGGGCCGGGGCGGGGCCCGGAGGUUUAUGCUCCUACACCUGCCUAAACGCGCCUCCCCCCGGGCAGCGCCGCCCCAGCAACUGCAGGACAAUCCCGCCCUGGGGCUACCCCCGCCCUGCCUGAGCGGGGACCCUGGGCUCCCGGAGCUGAGUCCCUGCCUGCGCCGGGGGCGAGGAAGGACCCCGGGGUCCGUGCCAGCGCUGGUUGCGCUGUGCGUCCAGACGGCGCCAUGGCUGCGGCUGGGGGCUGCUGCUGCUGCCCGCGGGGAGGUGGUUGCGUGGCCAAGGAUGCAUCGCAGGACAAGUUACAUCCAAGAAACCUGAUUCCAGAGCUCUGCAAGCAGUUUUAUCAUUUAGGAUGGGUCACAGGAACUGGUGGUGGAAUCAGCUUGAAACAUGGAGAUGAAAUCUACAUUGCGCCAUCAGGAGUCCAAAAGGAAAGAAUUCAGCCCGAAGAUAUGUUUGUUUGUGACAUAGAAGAACGGGACAUCAGCGGCCCUCCACCACACAAGAAACUAAAGAAAAGCCAAUGCACGCCUCUCUUUAUGAAUGCUUACACCAUGAGAGGAGCUGGAGCUGUGAUCCAUACUCAUUCAAAAGCUGCUGUCAUGGCUACCCUUCUCUAUCCAGGAAGUGAGUUUAGAAUUACCCAUCAGGAAAUGAUAAAAGGAAUCAAGAAAUGCACUUCAGGAGGGUAUUACAGAUAUGAUGAUAAGUUAGUGGUCCCCAUUGUUGAGAACACACCAGAGGAGAAGGAUCUCAAGGAACGAAUGGCACGUGCAAUGAAUGAAUACCCAGACUCUUGUGCUGUAUUGGUCAGACGUCAUGGAGUUUACGUAUGGGGAGAAACGUGGGAAAAAGCCAAAACCAUGUUUGGGUGUUCUAAUCCACCAUGCAACUCUCAGAUUCUGCUGCACAUGGCCCAAGCCAGAAGGGGGCAUUAUUCCACUCAUUUGACAGCUGGAUUCUACUAGUUAUUCUUGACUAUGAGUUGGUUUGGAAGGAAAGGAGGGAGAGAGGUUUUUUUGUUUUUGUUUUGUUUUAAUUGCUGUGAUGAAUAUCUUCCAAAAAUCACUUUGAUUUUCUCACUGCAAUUCUAAGUUUCUGAAAUGCUCCACCUGCCAAUGAAAAAAAAAUUAAACUGCUUUUUUUGCUCUUACAACUUUCUCUUUAUAACUUCACAAUCAUGUAAUUUUUUUAAUUAUUAUUUUGUAGAGUGGUGGGUUUGGUGUGGAAAACCUUACGUGGAGGUUUCUUCUGUACUGCUGCAAAUAAGUAUUAAGGACAAAUACACACUGAUACAAUCUUUUACUAUAAUUUAACUUUUUAAUUUUCUUCUGCAACCUCUCUCUGUAUUGAAAUGAUUUUUAUUUAUUAUUAUUAUUUUUGCCAUCAUAAUUGCCUGCACUUGCUCUCACAAAAGAGGGUUUUGGUUUGGUCAGACUUGGACAUUUAUUUUUGAAAGUCAAUGAAGAGGGUAAUGAAGAUGUAGAGAUGAUGUGGGCAACCGCUCAGUCUCUAUCUUCUGUUAAGUAUAUACUGGAAAAAGAUACUAGGCACCAUAUUUGAUGAUGGAUUAAUAUAUUUUAAUUGUGAUGUCUCUUUUAUAUUGUGAGAGAUUUUAUUUUUUCUCAAUCUGCUUCUAAAUAUUUAGCUGUGUGCUGGAUGGUGGAUCAUAAUUUCUGCAGGACUAAUGACCCAUGGUGGUUCUUUAAUAGUUGUCUGUUGCUGCCCAAGUAGAAAAUUUCAGUAUCAGCUGACAGAAUCUACACCACUGGGCUUGAUACUUUUUUUUUUUUAAAUUGCAGAAUUCAAAAAUUCGAUAUGAAGCCUGAAGCACCAGUUGAACUAUUAAUUUGUUCCCAAGUGUUAUGUUAAUUUUUUUUUUUUAUAUAUAAUCAAGCCUAUAACUGAUCACCUUGGAAUCCUUUGCUAACUUAUUUCUGAACUAAGAAAAAGCUAACAAUUCUAUAGUCCUGCGUGAAUGGACUGAUAUUCUGUCUUAAUAUUUCCUUCACAAAGGAAUUCACUUUCAAUAAGAUCUUGUUAAAGACCAUUAGAAUUUUAAAACAGCUUGAUAAAUGUCUUCAUGACCAUAGUUAAUCAUGGUAAAAUUUCAUCAAAUGUCAUGAUUUAGGAUAUAUACAAUGCCAUGAGGGUCAAAAAGUACAUUAUUGGCUGAAAUACAGUAUUCCAUAAUAGUGCAUUUUAGUAUCUUCUUCCACCAUAUUGGGGAAUGGCCAGUGUUGGAAGCAAGGUAUCAGUUUGGAUGGGCUAAUGGUCUGAUCAGAUAGAGUAAUUAUGUUUCUAUGAAUACCUUUUUAAAUCAAGAGCUACAGUAUAUAGAAAUAAAUUUUACUUUGCUAUGAAAAA